Molecule: messenger RNA, 1760 nt
Organism: Mytilus trossulus (common blue mussel)
Lineage: Eukaryota; Metazoa; Mollusca; Bivalvia; Mytilida; Mytilidae
Exons: 4
Coding region: 841-1275 (144 amino acids)
Molecular function (GO): nucleic acid binding
Source: RefSeq, a predicted model, not a curated record
GAAUGACGGUCUGUGCUUGAGUGUAGAUGGAGCAUGGCAAAAGAGAGGUAGCAGAAGAGGAUAUGACAGUUUAUCAGGACAUUGCACAAUGAUCGGGUCAAAUUCUGGGAAGGUGCUUGGCUUUUCAGUGAGGAGCAAAUUAUGCAAAGUUUGCGAUAUCGCUAAAAGUAAGAAAGCUACCCCAAAGCCGCAUAACUGUAACAUCAACUGGAAAGGAAGCAGUAAAGCCAUGGAGCAAGACAUGGUUAUUGAAAUGGUAUCAAAGCAAGAGAAGGCAGGACAUUCUGUAUCAACAAUAGUAGCUGAUGAUGACACUACAACCAUUUCGCGAUUAAGAAGUGUUGUAAAUCCAGGUAUUAAGAAAAAAUCUGAUCGAAAUCACGUCAGGAAAAUUUUUACGUCAAAAUUAUAUUCCUUUCAACCAAAACAUAAGAGCCUAUCCAAGAAAGUCAUCGCAUAUCUUCAGAAGUGUACUCUACAUGAUAUCACAGAACCAAGGCAAUGAAGAAGGAAUUUCUCAAGGAUUUGAUGCCAUAUCACUUCAUCCAUUUGGGGACCAUACAUUAUGUAAUCCAAAUUGGUGUUCUCAUGUUGAAGAUCCACUGAAAAAGUACAAAUCACUCCCUUAUGGACGUCCAUUGACAGAUUCAGCACUACAAAAGUGCUUGAUAGAUUUUUUUGCUGAACUUAAAAUGCAUUGUGAAAAAUAUGCAACCCUAUGCAGUACACAAGCCAAUGAAUCUCUUAAUAAGACAAUAGCAUCAAAGGCACCAAAGGCACACUUCUACAGUGGUACUUCAAGUUUAUACCACAGGGUAGCUGCAAGUGUAUCUCAAAAGAAUGUUGGUCGCAGUUAUAUAUCAAAGAACACAAACCAAUAUGUCUAAAGAAAUAAGAGAGGGCACAUGUUAUCAGUCUGGGAUAUCAUCUUCCAGUGUUACUGAAGAUGUCAUUGAAGAAAUCCCUGCUCCAAAGGCUUCUCCAUUUUCAGAACCUUUGACAGUUCCUGCAGCAGUGAAAUUUGUAUUCUUUGACCUUGAAAGUACUGGUUUAGCAAGGACUUCCCACAUCACACAAAUGGCAGCAGUAUAUGGGGACAAGAAAUGGAGCACCUAUGUCUUUUCAAAACAGCCUAUUUCCAAAGGGGCAUCAGAUAUUACAGACCUAUCAAUUGCAGGCAACAGAAUGUAUCACCAUGGCAAAGAGGUCGUCUCAUCCAGUGUAUCCUGUGCAAUUGAAGGAUUCCUGUCAUUUUUACAAAUUCCUAGUUCCUAGACCAGUUUUCCUUGCUGGACAUAAAAUUAGAGUUUUUGAUUGUCCUCUUUUGUUCAAUGCAUUGGAAAACAAUGAAAAAGUUUCUGAAUUUGUUAAACUUAUAUAUGGCUUUAUUGAUACUAAAGUCCUUUUUAAAAAACAGUUGCCAAAUUUAUCUUCAUAUUCACAAGAAAAUAUAUAUAAAUCUGUAACUGGUAAUAAUUACAAUGCACAUGAUGCCUUAGAAGAUGUCUCUUCUCUACAACUCUUAGUUAAUACAAGUAAUGUUAGUAUUCACUCAUGUAAUGAAGCUACUUUUGAUUGUAACUACAGUAAAACCUGUAUAAACCGGCCAGCUACAGGACUAUGAAAAAGGGCCGGUUUGGACAGUGAGCCGGUUUAUUCAGGUUUCCGUUUUGAAAUAAAUGACGUCCGAUAUUUUGCAUGUAAACGUUCUCUCUGAUUGUACAAUUAUAUCUGAUAAAUUAAAAUACUUUCACUUCGUU